AUGAAGGGGACUUUGCCAGAAGAGGUAUGCAGCUUUAAUAAUGGUGCCCACUUCUCCUAUGUCACAUCAGGCCAUGCCACACCAGGACAAAGCCACAUGAGGACAAGCCACGCGAGGCUAUGCCAUGCUAGGCUAUGCAACACUAGGCUACAGGCAGAGGGCAGGAUAGGGUCUCUGGUGCUCCAGGUGACUGAGGGACUGAUUGACAGGCCCACAGGCCACAGGGGCCCAAGGGGCGGGCCAGAAGCGCCAGAAGAGGCAGGCGACCAGCCCUCCCUUCUCGAGAGGCUGCUCUCUUCAGGCAGGUUGUAUUCCCGGUCGGUCGCCCUAAACGUGGCCCGCUUGGUUAGCUUUGCCAGGCAGCUGGCACGUGCUAUAACUCUGGGAGGCCUAGAAGCACUCGCCCACAUGCAGGUUUUCGGGCUUGGCCGCAGGGGAUCAUGGCUUUGCGUGGCCUGGCCGAGGCGCCUUGGGGACGUCCACGCUUGUUCAGUACAUUCGAAGUUACGGAGAGGUAGGAGAUCCAACUCGCCCAGCCUAACUUGCAGCCCCCCUCCCCCAGGCAAACCGAGGCUCCGGGGACACUUGCACCAAGAGCCCCCGCAGCCCGGGAGGGACCAGCAGCCCGAGGGCCAGGCAGAGUGGGCAGAGCCUUUCAGAUACUGGUGGAAGGGCUUGCCAGCAGUGCUCCCCCCCCCCAGUUGGCCCCCACCAGGGUCCUUAGCUCAGGGGCUCCCGAGGGACCGGCUUAGCUUUCCCACCAGGCCCCAGCUGCUCCCGCCAAGCCUCCCUCCUGCCAUGAAGCGCUCCCCUAGGCUGCCACCGCCCGUGAGGCCCACUCCCUCGCCCCCAGUAUCAGGAGCCCGUAGGAGGCGGGUUCGAUGCCGCAAGUGUGAGGCCUGCGUGCAGGGAGAGUGUGGUGUGUGCCGCUACUGCCGGGACAUGAAGAAGUUUGGGGGGCCCGGCCGCAUGAAGCAGUCCUGUGUCCUGCGCCAGUGUUUGGCCCCCCGACUGCCCUACUCUGUCACUUGUUCCCUGUGUGGCGAGGUGGAUCAGAAUGAGGAGACCCAGGACUUUGAGAAGAAACUCAUGGAGUGUUGUAUCUGCAAUGAGGUUGUUCAUCCCGGUUGCCUGCAGAUGGAUGGGGAAGGACUGCUUAAUGAUGAACUGCCAAAUUGCUGGGAGUGCCCAAAGUGCUACCAGCCGGACAACCCAGAGAAAGUGCAGAGGCGGAAAAUGGAUGACGGUGAUGAGGGUGUGGUCCAAGCCAAAGUUCUGCGGCCCCUUCGAAGCCGUGAGGAGCCACUCAUCCAGCAGCCUCCUCACUCAUCCACCACUAUGCUGCAGCUUAUCCAUGACCCAGGACCCCCCCAUGGUAUGGUGACCCGGUCGUCCCCAGGUGCUGGCCCCAGCGACCACCACGGUGCCAGCAGGGAUGACCGCUUCAAAAGAAGACAGCUUCGGCUCCAGGCCACACAGAGAGAGAAAGAGAACAAUCCCAGUGGCAAGAAAGAGCUGUCUGAAGUGGAGAAGGUGAGAAUUCGUGGGACAUAUCUAAUGGUCACACCACAGAGGCCCAAUAAAGAGCUUCAGGGAACUUCCAUUGUGCCCAAGCUGCAGGCCAUCACAGCUUCCUCUGCCAACCUCCAUCAUUCUCCCCGGGUCCUGGUACAGCAUUGUCCAGCUCUGACUCCCCAGCUGAGAGAUGAAGACGACCUGGGCAGAGAGCAGGACUUUGACGAUGAUGACGACGACGAUGACGAUGAUGACGACGAUGAGGAUGAUGAUGAGGACGAUGACAGUGCUGAGGAGGAGGAGGAGAGUGCCGAGGAGGAGGAGGAGGAGAGUGCCGAGGAGGAGGGCGAGGCAGCCACAAUGAACAGCCAGGGCAGCUGGACUCAGGACGAGGAGGAAAGCUGGAUGCAAAGGGAGAUCUGGCUGUCUGUCUUCCGUUAUCUCAACCGCAGAGAACUUUGUGAAUGUAUGAGGGUGUGUAAGACAUGGUAUAAAUGGUGCUGUGACAAGAGACUCUGGACAAAAAUUGACUUGAGCAGGUGUAAGGCCAUUGUCCCCCAGGCACUGAGUGGCAUUAUCAAGAGGCAGCCAGUGAGCCUUGACCUCAGUUGGACCAACAUCUCCAAAAAGCAGCUGACGUGGCUUGUCAAUAGGCUUCCAGGCCUGAAAGACCUCCUCCUAGCCGGCUGCUCUUGGUCUGCAGUCUCUGCUCUCAGCACCUCCAGCUGCCCCCUUCUCAGGACCCUGGACCUUAGGUGGGCAGUAGGAAUCAAGGACCCUCAGAUCCGAGACUUGUUGACCCCACCAACUGAUAAGCCUGGUCAUGACAAUCGCAGCAAGCUCCGAAACAUGACAGAUUUUCGGCUGGCUGGCCUAGAUAUCACUGAUGCCACGCUUCGACUCAUCAUUCGCCACAUGCCUCUUCUGUCUCGACUCGACCUCAGUCACUGCAGCUACCUUACAGAUCAGUCGCCAAACCUACUAACAGCUGUUGGCUCUUCCACUCGCAACUCCCUCACAGAAAUCAAUAUGGCAGGUUGCAAUAAGUUGACAGACCAAUCUCUGUUGUAUCUACGGCGCAUCUCUAAUGUCACCUUGAUUGACCUUCGAGGCUGCAAGCAGAUCACCCGGAAGGCCUGUGAGCAUUUCAUCUCGGACCUGUCCAUCAACAACCUCUACUGCCUGUCUGAUGAGAAGUUGAUCCAGAAGAUCAGCUAAAACCCAUCCAAUCACAGACUGAAAAGGAAACAAAUCCUUUUCCCUGCUCCCUCACAGAGGAGAGCUUCCCUCCCCUAUUCUGCAUGGGCUUCAAGGCCAGCAUCACACUCCCUCUACCUUUCCAUCCCUGUCCCCUCCCACUAUAGCAGGAUUGGGGUAGAGAGGGUAUUCCUGCUAUUAUGUCCUACUCUGACUGAGCACAAGGAUGACCUGCCUGCUCCCUUCUCUCCCUCAUUCCUUUCCUCCUUCCUUCCCUCCCUCUAAUGAAAAAGGGAAAAAAAAAUCACAGGAGGUGCCCACUUGGAGACCAAGCUCAUAGUUUGGGGGUGCUGUGCCAACUUAAUCUGUAUAGAAUCCCCCCCCCUACCUAGGCCACCCCACCCCAUCCCCCAUCUCUCAGCAGGGCCUGGGCCUGAGCACUGGGAAAGUAAGCAGGUUGGGCUGCUUAAAGAGAAAGUAGCCCUGUCUCAGUGGUUAGACUGUUCUUGGGGUGUUCAGUGAGUGUCUCUGCUCCAUCAUAUCCUUCCCAGCUCUGCAGAUGGGUGGCAUGGGCCAGAUUAAGACUAGAACCUGCAAAUCACACUGGUGCUGUUGAAUUUCCAGAAACCUCCUACAUGUCUGUCCUUACCCCCUGCAGCUUGACACUGUCCAAAUACAGUUUCCCUGUUUAAAAAAAAAAAAAGCCAAAAAACCCCAAAAAAACAAACAAACAAAAAAAAAACCUUGGGGGAAAAAAAACCUUGGGAAAAAAAAAACCUUAAAAAAUUUAAAAAUUAAAAAAAAAAAAUGAAAGAGUUGGAAUAGAUGACCUCUAAGGUCCCUUCCAGCUUCAAAUUCAUGAUCUUAUGAUCUUCAAAACCAAUCAUUGGCAGCAUGGAGUAUUGGACAGAGUGUUGGACUUGGGAGUUAGGAGAGCUGGGUUCAAGCCCUGGAUCUGCUCCUUACUACCCUUACUAGUGAUGUGACUUUAGCCAAGUCACUUCUCUCUUGGCCUCAGUUUCCUGAUUUGUAAAAUUUGGGGGUUGUACUAGACGAUCUGGUCUUGUUCUGACUGAUUUGAUUCUGUGAGUGUAAUAAAGGGUGUGCCCCCAAAUGUAUUAUUUUCUGUGCCCCAUGUCAGCCCUAUGCUUGACUGCCCGGGGCCAGGUGGGUGCCGCAGUGGGGACUUGAGGGAGGCCUGAGAGCCAUUAGGCGUUUGGAGGCCUGGGGAGAGAGGUAUUAAGAGAUAGCAGGAGGAUUACAGAAGAGGAGUUGGGAGGAUGCCAAAGAGAAACUUUGCCCGUUUAAGAUUUUUGCUUACAGCUGGCUCUAGGCCCAGGAAAUGGGGAGGAAACCUUCCUCCUCCAUCCUUUGCUCCUAAGACUCAGAACUCUGGCUAGUACUCUAAGUACUAUAGCUCAUCUGCUAACUUCAACACUUCAAAGAACUGUGAUUUUGUCGUUGUGAGUCCUCCCUUCACCAACACUGAUUGCAUCCUCUCUACAAGUUAAUUAAUGGUGUUUGAGACUUUUUAUUGUCAAAAAAAAUCAUCAGCCUGUAUCCAACCUGGUAGUGAUUGUCUCUGAACUUGCCUAAGCUGGUCUUUGGGUGACAGACAAUUAGUCUAUCACCGGGACCAUACUAAAGGCCUGACCUGCUUGGUAGAACUUUUAAAAAAAUGUGCAUUUGACUGACAUGGUCUUUGAGAACCCAGGAUCCACCUGGCAUUGUGAUGAGACAUUGGAGUAGGACUUUAGUGAAGGUUCAGUUAUAUUAUGAGUUAAACAGCCUUUUGGGGCUAGCCUGAGGAGGGCUUUGCCUUCAUUUUUACCAUUGUUUCUAUGGGAAAAUGCAUUCUGAGUUUCAAACAAUUGCUUUAUGAAUAAAUAUUUGGAACACAACCCAUGCAUAAGCUGAAAAUUUCCUGUACUUGGGAUAAUUGCUGUACUUAGUCAUCUGAAAUAUAUUCCUAGCCAUACCCUCCCUCUCCCCAAUAAUUCUAAGCCUGGGGAGAUGGGACUAGACAACCGAAGUUAUUUUUGCUGCUGUUUUGUAUGUGACUGCCCCAUCCCAAAUGGUUGGUUGGUUGGUUUUCCUGCAGAUGUUGGAUUCAGUGGUUCCAUGUAGACCAACCUUAAUCUUUAUAGCACUUACCUAUGCCAGCGAAUCACAAGGUUACUGCCACGUGUAGCUGCCUGAAGGGAACAGUUAUCUGAAAAAUCAGCUCUGUCCUUUAGGGGCCCCUCUAUUGUCAGUGUUGACUCCUAAGAGGCAUCAGAGUUUAGUUGAGAACAGAGUGGUGAUGAGCUCGACUGUGGUCACAGGAUAAUAGGCCAAUUUGAGUUAGAAGAAACCUAAGAAUUCCCUGUAUAUUUUCCCCAUGAUAAUUUCCCCAGUACCUGAAGACGGCUAUUGUGUCCUUUCCCUCCCAGUCUUCUCCUGUACUGGCUAAACAAUCCCCAUCACCUCCCCCGCCCAAGUCCUGGCCACUGUGCCUCUCUUCACACAGCCAAAGGUUGUAUUGCACUGUUGACUCAGAUUGCAGCCCACCAAAACCUCCAGAUCUUUUGCAAACAAACUUCUAAUCAUGCUUACUCCCAUCUUGUGUUUGGGAAGCUGACUUUUAGAAUGUAAUUCUAAGAUUUUUAUAUUUAAUCCCAUUAAAUUUCACUUUAUGAGAUUUGGCCCAAGAUUCUAUCACUCCAUGUUCUAGCCAUCCCUCCUUGGUUUGUGUUGUGCAAAUCGGAUGAGCAGGCCAACUAUGCCUUUAUUCAAAUUAUUACAAAAAACCUGAAACAUUAAACAGCACAGAGCCAGGUCCAGGGCCCUGGGUUACUCUACAAAAGUUUCCUUCCAAAAGGACAUUGGACCACAAAUAGUUGUUCUUUGGGUCCAACCAUUCCAUUAUUCUGAAACUACCUAGCCCAUAUCUCUCUACCUUAUUGACAAAAGUAGCAUGAGAAACUGGAAGGCUUUGCUGAAAUCUAGGUAAACUGUAGCUACAACAUUCUCUUGAUAUUACAGUCUAGUAACCCGAGAAAAAUGUAGAUGUUACUCCAAACCCCAAAUCUCCAUAUUUCUACUUCAAUCAUUCCGAGCUAUGCUGAGAGCUAGGGUACCCCUGAAAUACCUUGGAACCCCGGUAGAGGAGGAAUAAUUGCCCUCCCUUCAGAGGGUUUGUGGCUGUGGUUCAAGGGACCCCAUACCCACUUUUUUUCUUUUUUUCAAAGUAAGCUAUUUAAACCCAGAAUAUUUCCUUAAUCCUUGACCAGCACUUGUAAUUUCUAACCUUGUUUUACUUGAAGUUAACUUGUUUUACUUGGCAUGGUCUAUACCAGUGGUGUCAAACUCAAAUAGAAAGGAGGCCCACUUAAUGCUAUGUGUGGGUAGCAUAUUGACUUAGAAAACCACAUGUUAACAUUAUCUAUGUUAUAUUGUAUUUUUAUUUAUUUUGUUAAAUAUUUCCCAAUUACAUUUUAAUCUGGUUUACAAUGAGGAAUGUUUUGGGAUGCUUUUCCAGGCAGCCUGUUUGACACCUCUGGUCUGUAAUAUCUAUAGGGACCCUACAAAUGCCUUCUUCCUCAUCCUUUUUCUCCCUCUCCCUUUUGCCCCUGCCCCUCAUCCCCCAAACCACAAAGAAGAUUAUUGCAAGGCUCUGAGUUCAUUUUCUUAGUCACUUGGGAUCAGAUUAUCCAUAAGGGUUUUCUCCUUAAAAUUAUGUGUCUUGCUUGUGAUCAAAUCUUGACUAGUCUAGGGCAAGCAGUUUCAGUGAGUGUUUAAUCCCAGUGCACAUUAGGACCUGCGUAGUCCUAGACACACAUCCCAUUUUGCUGUGUUCCUUCUCUUCUGAGAUUGUUUUUUUGUUUGUUUUGUUUUGUUUUCUUCUUGAAUAAUUGUAUUUGAGUGUGGGGAAUUGAUUCUUUAUUGCUGGUGGAAAUGGUGUGUAUUUAUGGUUCACAAACUUUUUAAAUAUGAAGAUUUCUUUUUAUGGUCAAAACAUUUCAUGGACUUCCACUAUAGCUGUAUUAUUAAUGAUGAUUGAGAAAAUACAUGGUGACAAAAAGUUAUUGAAAAUUCA
This is a messenger RNA of Dromiciops gliroides (monito del monte), 6790 nucleotides long. Its product is annotated as lysine-specific demethylase 2A-like. Gene Ontology annotation, biological process: protein demethylation; regulation of transcription by RNA polymerase II. Gene Ontology annotation, molecular function: DNA binding; transcription coregulator activity; histone demethylase activity. The transcript has 4 exons. The coding region runs from base 1 to 2733 and encodes 910 amino acids. Lineage: Eukaryota; Metazoa; Chordata; Mammalia; Microbiotheria; Microbiotheriidae. The record is from RefSeq and is a predicted model, not a curated record.